AUGUUCGCUACAAGACUAAACUUGAUAAAGAAUACGCCAAAGAUACUCGUUGACGCUUCAAAGUCAUUGCCAGAAGCUCCAGCUCAGCGUUUAAAGGCUUCAACGAGAAUAACGGGAUUGGCAGUACACCCAGAUCCGUUAUCCGCACUCGCAGAGACUUAUUCAAGUACAUUAUCAUUCUUACAGCAAUUCCCGUCUUCUUCCGUGUACAAGAAUAGCGUUGAGGCACUCACGAAGCAGCGUUUGAGCAGAGUGGUCAGCGCGAACGACAAAGGCGUUAGCCCAGAAGACGUGGAGGCUAACAGCAACUCAGAAUACUCUGAUUUGUUGGGUACACCGCCUGUACAGUUGGAGGAAGUUUUAGUUGAAGCUGAGAACGAGCUUGGUUUGGCAGCAAAGAUGUUUGAAUGGAAAGCAUGGGAGCCACUCCAAGUACAGCCACCAAAGGAUCAAUGGAAGAAUCCUUUCAGCGUCGAUACUUCAAAAUCUUUGAACGAAUAA
Molecule: messenger RNA, 501 nt
Organism: Wallemia ichthyophaga EXF-994
Lineage: Eukaryota; Fungi; Basidiomycota; Wallemiomycetes; Wallemiales; Wallemiaceae
Product: NADH dehydrogenase 1 alpha subcomplex subunit 5
Exons: 3
Coding region: 1-501 (166 amino acids)
Biological process (GO): respiratory electron transport chain
Source: RefSeq, a predicted model, not a curated record